This is a messenger RNA of Diabrotica virgifera virgifera (western corn rootworm), 1744 nucleotides long. RefSeq lists its product as uncharacterized. The transcript has 3 exons. The record is from RefSeq and is a predicted model, not a curated record. Bases 68 to 1588 code for a protein of 506 amino acids. NCBI's taxonomy places the organism in Eukaryota, Metazoa, Arthropoda, Insecta, Coleoptera, Chrysomelidae.
UCAUUCACUGUCAAGCUUGUUUAUCUAAAUUCACCAUUGCCAGAAAAAUUUUAGCAAUGUCUUUGACAUGGAACAAGGACAUUAUUUAGUAUCACCAUUUCACCGAUCCGCAUCAUACCCCCAAACUUGGAUGAACGAAAGGUUUGCAAACAAACAGCAUGCUACCACGCAGACAAAUUCCGAUAUAAAUUUUGAAAAAAGUGUAAUUUCUCUCGAUGAAGAAAAUAAACAAGCAUACGAAUCAGCUAUAAAUUUUAUAAACAGAUUUCAUGAAGUUUUAAACGAGACAAUGGACAUGUCGUCCGCAAGUGGUGAUUUUAAUUACAAAGAAAAUAAAUUUAAGUUUCCAGAAAUACCAAACUACGCUUCUCUCAUAUUCUUAGUUGAUGGCACGAUGGCUCCAAGUCAAAAUUAUGAAAAACAAAAAGAUGAACAAUAUACAGACAAACCUCUUAUUGAAACGAUACCUGAAUCUCCCAUUGAUUUAUUGAACCCAAAUUAUUUUAGUGAGGAUAAUGUAACUUACAACAAAACGAAAUUCAGAAAACUCUUUCAGAAUAUAAGUGCUUAUGAGUUUAAUCAAAAUAACACAGAUAAUUGCAGUGAAUCGAUCAAGUCAGAAGAGUUUCUAGAAGACCAUAAAAAAACUGAUGCUGAUGAGAAUCUUCAAACACAAAGUGAAUCUGAUAAUUUUUUUAAAAAAGAUACAUUUUUGGAUCACAAUAUAAAAGUGCUUGAAAAUCCCACCAAACGAAUGCAGUUGGUAAAGUCAUCAUUUAAUAUUGUUAAUAUUACACCUACACCGUGUAAUAAUAUAGAAAACUAUUCUCAAAAUAUGGACAGAAGUAAGAGCAAAGAAAAAUGUCAGAUAAAAAAUAUUUUAGCGCCAAAUAUGACUGAAGAUAUCCCAUUGGUUCCAAUCUUGAACAUUAAAUCUACUACGACAAAAAAGGUUAAAAACAUGUUUGAUAAGAUAUCUCCUAAACAAUCAUUUAUUUGUCACCAAAAUCAAAAUAGCACGUAUGAAGACAGUUCUGAUGCAGAUAGUGUAAUUCUUGACGAUGAACAAUUUGAAAGAAGACAUCAAACUGUUAAGUUUAAAAAAUCUGUUGAAAGAGUUCCAGAAAUCAAACAGCACGUUGAGAAGACACUUUCCUUUCAACUAAGUAGUGAGAAGAAACUUCCCUAUCAACUAAGUAGUAAGGAGCACGUUGAGAAGACUCUUCCCUUUCAACUAAGUAGUGAGAAGACACUUCCCUAUCAACUAAGUAGUAAGGAGCACGUUGAGAAGACUCUUCCCUUUCAACUAAGUAGUAAGGAACACGUUGAGAAGACCCUUCCUUUUCAAUUAAGUAGUAAGGAGCUGUCACAAGUAAAUAAAAAGGCUUUAAGCGCUAUUGGACUGUUUACGAAUGGAGGAGAUAUCAAACCAGAUAUAAUUAAUAUUUUGGAAUCACAGAAAACUUUAGGUAACGACAUAAGAAACAAAAGAUUCAGGAGCAAACGUCAACUGGAUUUUCAAUUUCAUUUAAAACCGAAAAUUGACUUUGAUGAUUCUAUACAUUCUCUAUCUAGUGAAAUAUUUUGAGUUGCUCUUCUAGCAAUACACUCAAUAUUUGGUGACUUACUCAUUGUACUCAGUAUUGGUCAUAUACUUACGUAUAUGAGCAAUAUACUUUAACAACAUUCAAUGACCAAGUAUAUAACUAGAUCUGGACAUACUAUAAACUUAUAAACGAUACUU